Rana temporaria (common frog) is the source of this 2182-nucleotide messenger RNA. RefSeq names its product zinc finger protein 653 (gene ZNF653). Gene Ontology annotation, cellular component: nucleus. Gene Ontology annotation, molecular function: transcription coregulator activity. The record is from RefSeq and is a predicted model, not a curated record. Bases 29 to 1645 code for a protein of 538 amino acids. Gene Ontology annotation, biological process: regulation of transcription by RNA polymerase II. The transcript is spliced from 9 exons. NCBI's taxonomy places the organism in Eukaryota, Metazoa, Chordata, Amphibia, Anura, Ranidae.
GUGAUGACGUCAGCGCGGGUGUAGCAAGAUGGCGACGCCGGUGACGGCCGAGGCUCUCUCCUCGGAGGACGAUGAAGACAGCGGCGGGAGGAAGGUGCGGGGCAGGCCCCGGCUGACGGACAAGGACCGGGUGCGGCGCCGCCUGGAGUCCCGGAAGAAGUACGACUGCCGCCGGGUGUACCUGGGAGAGGCGCACGGAGCCUGGGUGCGGCGGAGGGAGAAGGGGGCGGAGAGCGGGGGCGGGGCCUGGACUGACGCCAAGCUGGCCGCUUACCUGAUGGAGCUGGAGGCGCGAGGAGGGAAGCCAUGUGAGGAUCGCCAGUCUGGCUCGCAGCACAGGAAUACAGGACAGCGAGGCUGUGUGAACAAUCUGCUCAGCUUGGUGACAUGGUACUGUGAUCACAAGAGCCACUGCCCUCACGAGCCCGGCCUGUCGGAGCUCAACGCUAGUGAUGUUCUGUAUACCACGGCCGUGUGGCAGUGCCAGGCAGGACACCACUUUUACCAGGAAUUGCGAUGUCCAUUGGGGUAUGAAGAUGAAGCCGAGUCAGAUGACUCCUCCUCCAGGUCCGCCCCCCUGUCCACAGAACCAUGCCAAACCUUGGAGCAGCCGGUUCACGCUCUGUACUCUCAGCCUCCAGAGAAUGUGACAGAGGGGGAGGCUCCGUGCACGGAUGACGCAGAGACAGUGGUGUGUGUCCCCAUGGGGCCCACAGCCAGAGGACUCUUUGAAGAAGUGACUCAGGAAGCUCUGGGACAGGUGGUGGCUGCUGGCUGCCCCUCGCAGGUCAUCAUCAUUUCCGGACCUGGGUAUGAGGCAUUGGCAGCAGAGGGGAUCCAGCUGGACAUGGCGGAUGGGAGCAGUGAAGAGGAGGGCACUGGGACAGCACUUGAGGCCGUGUCCGCAUUCACACAGACCGAGAUUGAGGAAGAAGAGGAGCAGAGUGGUGCUGUGACCAUGACAGAUGAGGACACGCUGUACACCCUGCAAGAGGAACCAGAGGAAUGCCAAGUUCCCAGACUGGUGCUCAGUUCUCAGUUGCCUGAUGUGGACUCCAUGGAGGAACCGUCUGGACCAGGACCUAUGGUUAGUGUGGACUAUCAGGCAGAGAACACAGUGCCGGUUCCAAAAGAGCCUGAGAAGAAGAAGAAUCGUCACUCCCGGGCUGCAGAUGCCGAUGGAGUGUUGGAGAUGUUCCACUGUCCCUAUGAGGGUUGUGUCCAGGUCUACACGGCUCUUGCCAGCUUUCAGAAUCACAUUAAUUUGGUGCACAGAAAAGGCAGGACCAAGGUGUGCCCGGAGGUCGGCUGCGGAAAGAAGUUCUACUUGUCCAACCACCUGCGGCGCCAUAUGAUCAUACACACAGGGAUCCGUGAGUUCAUCUGCGAGACAUGCGGCAAAUCCUUCAAAAGGAAAAGUCACCUGGAAGUGCACAGAAGAACCCACACAGGGGAGACCCCUCUACAGUGUGAAGUGUGUGGGUACCAGUGCCGGCAGCGUGCCUCUCUGAACUGGCAUAUGAAGAAGCACGGCUCGGAGAUCCAGUACAGCUUCUCCUGCGAGCAUUGCGGCAAGCUUUUCGAGAAACGUGAGAGCAUCAAAUUCCACAAACUAAAGAGCCACCCAGAAGGAGAGGUCACGUGACAUGGUACAAGGGGAGAGGAGGGUCAGCUGACUGAUAACUAUUCAUGUAACACUAAGGAGAGAGUAGAGGGUACGUUGUCAAAGGAAUGUGCUCCAUUCUGGUAGGGGGUCCAUUGGUGAUUGCCAGGAGACACAGCAACCAGCAAAGACUCUUCUACCAUAAAGGAACUAAUCACUCUCUAAAAAUGACUUGUGUAUUAAGGACCUGUUCACGUUUCUGAAUUUCCUACGUUAAUGCGCAUUUCAGCCACUUUUUACAUGCUUUACCAUGGAACUUGGUGGAAGUGCAUUUUGCUGGAAACUGCAUCAAAGAUACAUCUAGUGGGACCUUCCCCCCAACUCCCUGCACAUCCAACAACCCUAAAACAGCACAAAUGUGGACAGGUUCUUAUUGGUAACACUACAUAGAAAUUGCAACUGCUGUGGUUCAAGUUUUAUUUUGUAAAAGCUUUUUAUAAAGGAACUUGUCUGGACUAUUCCAAUCUAUGCAGGCGCAUUCUAAGGUUUAGGUCCUAGUACACUCUAUGGCCAAAAGUA